AAUCUAGAGCGCGGCGGUCUCAAGGGACUGGGUUGACUACAGGUGCUUGCUGCUGCUGAUUCCAGCCUCCAGUCUUCUAUUGUACUGUACUGCCACUAGACUUUUCACUCCAGUUCCAGUUCUCUAGGUCUUCCGUUUGGCUGGCGUGAGCGAAACGUUGCGAAUGACUGACUGACUGGCUGAUAACGCAGCCGUAGACAGCCAAUGGCUGACUAACCUUGCUGUCUUACAGGUAGCUAGAGCGGUGGGUUGCCUGCUACGGCUCUAGUAGAUACCACGAAUCGCAAUUAUCACUGGUUCGGCUCGGCUUUUUAGAACUUUGCAGAAACGAAAGGCUUAACGCGCGCUAGUUUUUGCGAGUAUCCCGAAAGCGGUUAAGUGGCGUGAAGAGCCAUGGCGACGGUUUCGUUGCAUGUGUACGACAUCACGAACAGCCCGAAUCCCAAGACGAACAACGCCAUUCUUCAGAUCAACAGAGUCACCAAGGACGCGCUGGGGAUCGGCGGGAUCUUCCACGGAGCCGUCGAGAUUCAUGGCGAAGAGUGGUCGUUUGGCUACUGCGAGCGAGGAUCAGGGGUGUUCAGCUGUCCUCCUAAGGCGAACCCCAUGUACACAUUCAGGGAGACGAUAGAGAUGGGGGUCACGGGCAUGGGGGAGCAGAAAGUGAGGGAGCUGCUCCGAAGACUCAGCAAAGAAUGGCCAGGACGCUCUUAUGACAUGCUGGCGCGAAACUGCAACCAUUUCUGCGACGAAUUUUGUCAAGCGCUUGGCGUUGGCCCUACUCCAGUCUGGGUGAACCGCUUUGCUUAUGCUGGCGAUGUGACAUUGGAAUUCUACGAUCAAGCAUCAACACAGCUCUCUCAAUGGCGUGACUCCGUGACCCAGUUCAGCUCCUUCACGUACCAAUAUCUCUUUGGUCCACCACAAACGCCACAAAUUACAGCAUCUGCAUCGCUCCCAGCUAUGCAGUCAUCGCCUUCUUUGAAUGGUGGAAGUGGAGUCACUGCGUCAAAGAGCAUGGAUGCGAUGAGGGAACCCAGGGAAGGGGAUGGAUCACCCUUGCUCGCUGCUGAUGGGAAUAGAGAAGGCAACCGAGCAUCCUUGCCAGUGUUUGCUACAGUGGAGGCUUCUUCAAGAGCUCAAAGUUAAUAUUCUACAAGGCUCAUUCUGAGAUUUUAAUCAGGGCUGGGUUCAUUCUACUACAUGGAGCCACGUUGAAGCCAAUAGGCUGGUGAAUAAAGUGGAAUGUGGAUGUAAGUUUUUUAUGUUUCUUGGGCAUUUUAGUGUC
Messenger RNA from Closterium sp. NIES-67, 1288 nucleotides. The record is from the annotation of a GenBank genome assembly. Lineage: Eukaryota; Viridiplantae; Streptophyta; Zygnematophyceae; Desmidiales; Closteriaceae.